GGGAGGAAGUGCCGGUGGGCUGCGAGGGCGGAGGCGGGGGCGCCGGCCGCUCUAGCCGCCGCGCCGCCCGCCGGGCCGCAGGAUGGACGAGGAGAGCCUGCAGGCCGCGCUGCACACCUAUGACGCGCAGCUGCAGCAGGUGGAGCUGGCGCUGGGCGCCGGCCUGGAGCCCUCGGAGCUGGCCGACCUGCGGCAGCUGCGCGGCGACCUCCAGGAGCUCAUCGAGCUCACCGAGGCCAGCCUGGUGUCCGUCCGGAAGAGCAAGCUGCUGGCCGCGCUGGACGGGGAGCGCGCGGCCCCGGGCGACGCCGACAGCCGGGGCUCCCAGCAGGCGGGGCCCGCAGCGCCCGCAGCCCCCGGGGCCGCGCCGGACACGGCUCCCGAGCGCGAGCGCCAGCCCGAGCCGGCACCCAGCGGGCCCGGGCAGGGGGAGGAGGAGCGGGCCGGCGACGAGGACGGCGACGAGGAGGAGGCGCUGAGCGGCCGCAAGGUGAACGCGCCGUACUACAGCUCCUGGGGCACGCUGGAGUACCACAACGCCAUGAUCGUGGGCACCGAGGCGGCGCGCGACGGCUCUGCGGGCGUGCGGGUGCUCUACCUCUACCCCACGCACAAGUCCCUGAAGCCCUGCCCCUUCUUCCUGGAGGGCAAGUGCCGCUUCCAGGACAGCUGCAGGUUCUCCCAUGGGCAGGUGGUCUCUGUGGAUGAGCUGCGCCCCUUCCAGGACCCGGACCUGAGCUCCCUACAGGCUGGCUCUGCAUGUCUGGCCAAGCAGCAGGAUGGCCUCUGGUACCCCGCUCGGAUAACUGAUGUAGAUAAUGGCUACUACACCGUCAAGUUUGACUCACUGCUGCUGAAGGAGGCCGUGGUAGAGGGGGACAGCAUCCUGCCCCCGCUGCGCACAGACCCCACGGGAUCCUCAGACUCAGACAGUGGCGACCCAGAUGACCCCAGCUAUGCCAGAGUGGUGGAACCCAGUGCUGCCGAGCCCGGGACCUGCAGCUCCGCUUUCGCUGGCUGGGAGGUGCACACACGGGGCAUCGGCUCCAGACUCCUUGCCAAGAUGGGCUACGAGUUUGGCAAGGGUCUGGGCCGGCAUGCCGAGGGCCGGGUGGAGCCCAUCCACGCUGUGGUGCUGCCUCGAGGGAAGUCGCUGGACCAGUGCGCAGAGAUCUUGCAGAAGAGGACCAAGGGCGGCAAGGCUGGCGCCCGGAGGCCCCCGAAAGGCCAGGGCAGUGGGGGUGGACGCCCUCCCCCUCGUAGCGUGUUUGACUUUCUGAACGAAAAGCUGCAGUGCCGGACCCCGGCGGCGCUGGAGGCUGCGGCGGCCCCCGCAGGGAGGAGGAGCGGGAAGGAGAUGUACCAUGCCAGCAGGAGUGCCAAGCGGGCCCUGGGCCUGCGACUCUUCCAGACGGAGAAGAAGAUCGAGCAGACCCAGCGGGACAUCCGGGGCAUCCAGAAGGCUCUCGCCCGAAACACCGGCCGGCACAGUGUGACGGCGGCCCAGCUGCAGGAGAGGCUGGCGGGAGCCCAGCGGGAGCUGGGGCAGCUCCAGGCCCAGGAGGCGGGUCUGCAGCGGGAACAGAGGAAAGCAGACACCCACAAGAAGAUGACCGAGUUCUAGAGCCCUGUGUGCCGUGGACGGGGCUCAGGGACCCCAGCUCCCGGGUGCCCUCGGGGAGACCAGCUGUCACCCGACUAGAUGCUCCUGGAAGAGGGGCUGGCCUGCUCCCAGGCUACACCCCACGGCCAGCGGACACUGCUGAGAGGACAUGGGGCUGCAGGGCUCCCUUCUGGACACUUCCUUGCCACUGAGCCCACCCGCCAGUGUUUCGGGGGGUCUCCUCAGCGAGGACAUUAAAGUGAUUGUGUUGUGGUGUCUUUCA
Molecule: messenger RNA, 1886 nt
Organism: Canis lupus familiaris (dog)
Lineage: Eukaryota; Metazoa; Chordata; Mammalia; Carnivora; Canidae
Gene: ZGPAT
Product: zinc finger CCCH-type and G-patch domain containing
Exons: 7
Coding region: 83-1624 (513 amino acids)
Biological process (GO): regulation of transcription by RNA polymerase II; negative regulation of DNA-templated transcription
Cellular component (GO): nucleus
Molecular function (GO): RNA polymerase II cis-regulatory region sequence-specific DNA binding; DNA-binding transcription factor activity, RNA polymerase II-specific; metal ion binding
Source: RefSeq, a predicted model, not a curated record